CUGUUUCGUGUUGGGCGUGAAGCAAUCCUUACACGUUUAUCUGAUGCUCUGCUAUCCAACAGGAACCUGACUUCUCCUUUGUAAUCUGAAGGCAGGGGAUUCUCUUCAGGACCAAAACAAGGCUAUUUGGAGUGAUGUGCUAAUGGCUGAAAACAAGGAAACUAUGGAGGCUUCAGAUGACCAUGAUAAUGCUCCAUCUGCUAAGAAAAAUGGACAAACCUCGCUGCUGGACAGCGGGGAAGACUUCGAGGUUUUAAAUGAAGAAGACAUUGACGAUGAACCUCCUCCUCUGGAAGAUACUGGUGGUGGAAAGGGAAAAAGCACAGACGAUAAAGAAAAGAAAACUGCUGAUGAAGAUCCAGACCCACCUGGUCAAGUUGAUGAAUGGCUAGAUGUAUUAGGUAAUGACCAGCUGAAGAAAAAAAUCUUGGAGGCAGGAAAAGGACGAGACAGCCGGCCUCUGAAAGGACAGAAUGUGAAGAUUCAUCUGAAAACAAACCUGAUGGAUGGGACACUUGUAGAGGAGCAGUCUGAUCUGUCCUUUACUUUAGGAGAUGGUGACGUUAUCCAGGCACUGGAUCUGACAGUGCAACUCAUGGAAAUGGGAGAAAAGGCUCUGAUCCAGACUGACGCAAAAUAUGCAUAUGGAACCCGGGGAAGUCUUGUUCCUGAGAUACCCCCAAAUGCUGAGCUGUCUUUAGAAGUGGAACUGCUGGAAGCUACUGAUGCUCCAGACCUAGAACUACUACCCCCCGCAGAAAAGAUUGCUCUGGCCAUCUAUAAGAGAGAGAGGGGCAAUGUCCACUACCAGCGCGGGGACUAUGCUUUUGCUGUUAACUCGUAUAGCGUUGCCCUUCAGAUAACAGACUCUAGCUCUAAAGUUGAUAUUAGCCCUGAGGAGGAGAAUGAGCUGUUGGAUGUGAAAGUGAAGUGUCUGAACAACAUGGCUGCUUCUCAGCUGAAACUGGACCACUACGAUGCAGCUUUUAAGUCUUGUGUCUCAGCACUUGCACACCAGCCGGACAACAUAAAAGCACUUUUCCGCAUGGGCAAGGUGCUAGCUUUGCAAGGUGAAUACACAGCUGCCAUUCAAACCUUGAGGAAAGCACUGAAGCUGGAACCAAGCAACAAGACAAUCCAUGCAGAGCUCUCCAAGCUUGUGAAGAAGCAUUCAGAGCAAAGGGGAGCAGAACAGGCCAUGUAUAAGAAGAUGCUUGGUAAUCCCUCUAAUAGCAGCAACACACAGAAACCCCAGGCCAAGUCUUCAUGGGGUUUCAGCUGGAAGUGGCUUUUUGGCGCAACUGCAGUAGCCAUUGGUGGUGUAGCUUUGUCCGUUGUCAUAGCUGCCAGAAAUUGAAGUGUACCUGUAAUGAAGACUUAAUGAGUCAACAGCAGUGGAGGAGCCUAAUCGCUGAAGCACAUAUGACAGUGCCCUCUGACCCUUUAGCAGAAGCGGGUGAAAAUAUCAGUUUGUCGCUUUCUGUUUCUCUACUAUGUUUGAGAACUAUAUGUGACAAAUAAUAAAUCAUAAAUAAUUGCAUAUGAAAUUGCGUUUUUCCAGCCUUGCUAAUGUGUAGGUUUAUGCGUAGCCGUCACAUUGCCAGACACUGUUUUCUUUUGCUGCCAUUGCUUGUGUUUUCAUUGGUGGGAACUGAUUAUUUGUAUUGAAAAAUCAUUUAGAGCAGAUUCAGACAAGCUAUUUAAUUUUUUUUUUCAUACAUAAAACAAUGGCUAUUGUGGUAUGGUACUCUAUGCUGUAGUUUCAAAGUAUUAGAUUGUGCUUGUAAAAUGUUAUCAAAGACUUGAUUUUAUUUAUGUUACAAUGAUUCCUAUCAAACAACUCCUGAUUGUCUGAGGUCCACAAGAUGGCAAGUACCUCGCCACUUCCACAGUUAUAUAUCCAGGCAGAUCUCUGAUGUACAUCUUGAAGAUUGAGGUGGUUUCACACUGAAAAAUGCUUUUACAAUUAUGCCUACCUCAUUAACAAGAUGGAGGAAAAAUAUAUAUGUAACAAAAUAAACUGCAGCCACAAUAAUCAUGCAAAUCUGUGUACUCCAAUAAAUACAUAUGCAUGACUGUUGUACAGGGUUGUAUUAAUAUCUGAAGGGUUCCUUCAUACUUGAUCACUAAUGUAUACACAAUUUAAGUUAUGGUGUACAGAGAUUCUCAGUAGUGAAGUGGAAGGAGAAUUUGUUUGAUUUUUAGUGUGAUACCUCAAUUUGUGAUGAUUUAAGACCAAAUAUGUUGAAUGAUGGUUCCUCCAACAGUCUGCAUGGGAGGUUGUCACCAUAUUAUGUUCUUAAGUUUUUUCUUCUUUCUUUUUUUUCUACAUUAUUUGCUUGUUUAAACACACUUUGUGACUACUAAAUGUGUGGCUUCCUCAGAAUAGGUGAUUGCCCGCUAGAGCCAAAAGUUGCAUCAUCUCUAAAUAUUUGUUCUCACACUAAUUGAUCAGAAAAGUUCCCAGCAUUCCCUGCGUUUGUUAAUUUUGUAUUAAUCACAAUAAAAAUGUCUUAUCAAA
Messenger RNA from Melanotaenia boesemani (Boeseman's rainbowfish), 2521 nucleotides. It is a transcript of the gene fkbp8, whose product is annotated as FKBP prolyl isomerase 8. Lineage: Eukaryota; Metazoa; Chordata; Actinopteri; Atheriniformes; Melanotaeniidae. The coding region runs from base 143 to 1357 and encodes 404 amino acids. The transcript is spliced from 9 exons. The record is from RefSeq and is a predicted model, not a curated record. Gene Ontology annotation, molecular function: protein binding; peptidyl-prolyl cis-trans isomerase activity.